UUACUUGUAUUCUUUCUUGAGUGUUCUCUUUUCUUAGUAUAGAGAAAAGAGAUGAGAAGAGAUUUUUAAUGGUGAUGAGUUCUCUUAUUCUUCUUGCUUGUCCAAGCUUCCAAGGUUAUUUGGAAGGGUUCGUAGAGCAUUCCAAAGCAAGCUUCGUUGGAUCGAAAGGGUACUUGGAAGGUGUAGCAAGAAGAGGGUUUUCCAUUGGAAGGGUACCAGCGUUCUUCCAAAGAAAACCGAUCCCCUUUCAGCCGUCCUUCGCCUUGCUCGAAGGCCCCGAAACCAAAAUCCUACCCAUGGCGAUCGCCGUUCUCCGUCGAAUCCCUCUCCACCUCUCCCUCCUUUCCAAAUCUGUCGCCCGGCCGUGCUCCUCCGCCGCGCCCUCCGCCUCCGCCAAGGUCGCCGAUCGGAUCGUCAAGCUCUUCGCCAUCGAUCUCGACGGGAAGAAGCGCGAGGUGGUGGGGCUCUCCGGCCAGACCCUCGUCCGCGCCCUGAUGAACGCCGGCCUCAUCGACCCGGCCUCCCACCGGUUGGAGGAGAUCGACGCCUGCUCCGCCGAGUGCGAGGUCCACAUCGCGCAGGAGUGGCUCGAAAAGCUCCCCCCUCCAUCGUACGACGAGAAGUACGUGCUCACGAGGGCUUCCAGGAACCGGAUCCUCAACAAGCACGCAAGGCUUGGGUGCCAGGUCGUACUCGCGCCUGAGCUCCAAGGUAUGGUUGUCGCCGUCCCCGAGCCCAAGCCUUGGGAUACCCCGUAAUGGGGGAAGAGGGUUUGGUGAUCCCUAGGGCUCCAUUGUGAUGGAAAGUUGGGUUUUUACUUAAUUGUGUUGGAUUCAGAAUAAUGAUAACUGCUACCUUUGUUAAACAUUGAUCUUGUUAUAUGCUUUUGUUAUCUGAGAACAACUGCACUGAUCCUUUCAGUCGUUUGGUAUUUUUGGAAAUAUGGAUUUUUCCUCCCUUAUUCUGCUUGUA
Elaeis guineensis (African oil palm) is the source of this 972-nucleotide messenger RNA. RefSeq lists its product as uncharacterized. Gene Ontology annotation, cellular component: mitochondrion. Gene Ontology annotation, biological process: P450-containing electron transport chain. Lineage: Eukaryota; Viridiplantae; Streptophyta; Magnoliopsida; Arecales; Arecaceae. Gene Ontology annotation, molecular function: 2 iron, 2 sulfur cluster binding; electron transfer activity. The record is from RefSeq and is a predicted model, not a curated record.